UUUCACUUCCAGUUAACCAUUUUGUUCUUGAGCUCAGCAGAUUGAUUUUUUUUUACGCUAUCAUAUUAUUUUUUCACCAUUACAUUCUGUGACUGUAAUUCGUGAAAUUUUUUUGCUGUCUAACUUGAAAAUAGUCGAAUUCGCCUACAAAUACUCAAUACAAUCUUCAGAACUACUCUACAGGUGUUGAGUGAAAAAGCUGAUUACAAAGCGUGUUCUCAAUCAUGGCCAGCUAUAACAAUCAACAAGCCCAAAAUGCAUUUAAAAAUGAUGGCUCAUUCCUAGAAAUAUAUCAACGUUUUCAACAACAACAGCAGCAAAAAGCCAAAUUGGCAGAACUUCCAAUACUUGAUGUACAAGUAUCUCAAACUUCUUCUGCCUCUUCUGCUGCUACUAACUGUUCUAUUGUUACUACUACUACUACUACUUCGGCAGUUAUCUCUGAAAAACGAUCUGAAACUCUUAAAACUUUACCAAUAAUUGGCAAACGUAAAAAUAAAGCGUUAAAAACAGGUGUGGUUAAAAAAGUUAAAGUGGACGAUGAAAAAAAAUUAUCUAAGCCCACAGAUGCUUGGUCAUUGUAUUUAGAUGAAGUUAAACGUUACCAAGAAACAGUGGGAGAACAGGAUAAUAAGACUAGACCUCUUGUAAAAUAACUGAUCACAAAAUCCUACUGUAUAAAUAAUAUUUGUAAAUAAAUACCAUACUUUUGCAAUAAAAUACAAUCUAAUAAUAUGUUUAUGUUCAAUCAGAAAUAAUUACUUACUAAAGUUGUUAAACAAUUUUUGACAGGAUUGCUUUGAUUGUUAUUUUUCUUAAAUAAGUUAUAAAAUUAUAUAAGUGUACAACAUAUUAAUUAAACUAGGUUCUUUGUUUUUAAGCUAUUAAAUGUAUAUUUACUUUAAAAAUGUAUGUGCAUUUUAUGUUUUUACUAUUGUUUUAAAGUUUUAUUUUACAUUUAGUGUAUUUAAUUAAUAAUUUAUAUUUUAGAUAUGUAAUAAAAUAUGCUGGUAUUAUAUUUUAAGCUUAUAUUAAAAAUCCUCUAUUAUAUAUUAUUUUUGAAUUAUUGUAAUGAACUCUAGUUUUUAUGUACAUUUUCAAUGAUAUUAUACCAGUUAUAAAAUAAAUAGUUAAUUUACUUAAUUUUUCUCAUAGUAUAUUUUCAGAAUUAUAUAAUAAAACAAAACCUUUAUGGCGAAAAUUAAUGAGAUUUUAAGGUUUAUCUGCGAACAAGGUUUCAUUGUAUCCUUAAAACUAUGUACCUAGUUAAUUGAAUAAUAAUAUUUUAUUUCAGAGGAAGAAAUUGAAAAUAAUAGAGUACUAACAAUAGUUUAAAUAAUACAAGCUUUAAGUUUAUAUGUACACAGCUCAUUUUAAAAUAACAGUUUUCAUUAUUAUUAUUUUUCUUUUAAUUAUUAUAUUUAUUAUGAUAACUACUCAAUUAAAUUCUAAUUUUUAAUAAAAACUUUAAUUUAUCAUAUUUAUUGAUUACUGAUAAAUAAAGAACAAGUCAUUGGUUAAAAGAAAAAUAGAAGUAAUUUUUUAUGUUAAAAUAUAUCAAAUAAAAAUAUUGAAUUAGUGCAGUUAAAAGUAAAAUAGUAUAAUUUAAGUCUAUUUGAUUUUUAUCAUACAAUUAUAUUUAAAAUAAUAAUUAAAUACAAAAUUUAGGUAUAUUAUAAUUAAAAAAAAAAAAAACAUUUUAGGCUUUAUUUUUAUACAUAUGAUUGUUAAAAAAAAAAAAUUCAACUGAUUGUCUUUUUAUUAAGCAAUAUUUAAUUCAUUUUUUUAACAUUAAUCCGUUGAAUUCAUUUAUUCUUUUAAUAAAUUUAAAAUGUAUUCUAUCCAGAAUAUUAUAAUUUUUAUUAAAUGUUCAAAAAAUUUACCUCUUCAAAAAAAUAAAUAUUUUUUAAUUUUUAUUUUUUUAGCAUAUUCAAAUCACAAUGGUUCUUGAAGUAGAAGGAAUCAAACUUGAGACUGCACCAUGGGAUCCUCGUUUCCCAAAUACCAAUCAAA
This is a messenger RNA of Aphis gossypii (cotton aphid), 2013 nucleotides long. RefSeq names its product cytochrome c oxidase subunit 6B2-like. The transcript has 2 exons. Gene Ontology annotation, molecular function: 3'-5' exonuclease activity; 5'-3' exonuclease activity. Bases 225 to 656 code for a protein of 143 amino acids. The record is from RefSeq and is a predicted model, not a curated record. Gene Ontology annotation, cellular component: mitochondrion; respiratory chain complex IV. Lineage: Eukaryota; Metazoa; Arthropoda; Insecta; Hemiptera; Aphididae.